This is a messenger RNA of Oryza brachyantha (malo sina), 3018 nucleotides long. RefSeq lists its product as uncharacterized. NCBI's taxonomy places the organism in Eukaryota, Viridiplantae, Streptophyta, Magnoliopsida, Poales, Poaceae. The record is from RefSeq and is a predicted model, not a curated record. The transcript is spliced from 7 exons. Bases 759 to 2837 code for a protein of 692 amino acids.
AUUUAUCCGAAGCAGCAAACGAAACGGAACAAGAACGAAAGGCGAACGAGACCAAACCGAAACAGCCUACCGGAUUGGAAGCCCCCAGAUGGUGUGCUAACCCAAUGUUUUCCGACCAAAAAAUAUCAUCUUUAUUACAGAUUAGAGCCCUAAUCACGCCGCCCCGGUUAAUCUUUUCUUGGAUUAUAUAAAGCCCAUUCGAUAGGGAAGGGCGAGACGGAAGAGUAGCCAAGAAAGGGGAAGCAUUUGGGAGAGGAGAAGAAGAAGAAGAAGAAGGCUAGCUUGGGGGAGAGAGGGAGGGAGGGGAUCGAGAGCCUCGCCGGCGCGGGGCAAUUGGCUCGCCGAUCCCUCUCCCGCCUCCGUCGUCGAAGCGCCGCGUCGGCUCGAAUCGGAGGACUGUGAUGUGUGAUCCCCACGGGCAUGGUGCACCCUAGGUUCCUGGUUGCUUGCUCAGGCUCCAAGUUGUGCUUCAUCUCCAGUUGCUGUGGCAGCUAUGGGGACAUGGCUAGGCGUGGCAAGAUGAUACCUUUGCGCCGGAUGGGUUCGAGCCGGCUGUACGAGUGUAGUUCCACCCUUCCAGUGUUGAUCGGUUUCAGUUGAUGAUGCGUCCUCUUAGCACCAGUUUGAUGUUUGGAGACCGAAAGCUCGAUUCUGUGGGAGGUCACAAGAAGGAAUUGGAUUAGUGCAUUGUAGGAAGCUAGGAGCGAACGAGAAUCGGCGGCAUUCCUUUCUGCCGAACAUAGUGUAGAUUGUUUGCAAUGGGUUUACCUCAGGUUAAUCCAGUCGAGGAUGCGCCUACGCCGUCAAGUAGGCCUGCUUCGAGCCCUCGUCGCGUUGAGGGUGUUGGUGCAUGUGAUUUGGAUGGGCUUCCUGGAGGAAGCUCAAGCAGCAGGGUAUUUACGUACCCGUCAAUCGGUGAUUCUAAUAGGAGGACUGCAUUAGAUAUCCCGAAUGAAUCAACUGAGUAUUCUAGAGACAUCCAUUGCUUUGAUGGACCUGCAGGUCUGCGAGGACUAAGAAUUGAUUCAAGGGAUGCAGAUUCUAGAUCUUCUCAUAAACUGGAUCCUACUGUCCAUGUUCCCACAAUGAGGGUUGUGGGAUUUGAGUCGGGUUCUGUUGGAGGUUCUGCUAUAGUAGAAACUGAUAAUUGUCAUACAUCAUUUGAUCAGCAUGAACUCCAGGCAAGGAAAAGACUUCUCUCACCAUUGAAAACCGUUCUUGAUAGACAGUUCCAUGGUGAUAUACUGAAUAUUUCCACUGCUGAUGCUAGAUUUGGACUGUCUGAUUCAGCCAGGAAACUUUACAGUUCUUGCUUUCAAGAUGGUAAGAAAGCAAACACUGCCACCCUUGAUUCUUUUGAGUCACAGGCCUGGACAAACUCUAGAUGCUCCAAUGGAAGUCCAGGAUGGGAUGCCAAUAAGAUUAAUUCUAAUUUAUUCACUGAUGGUCCUUUACUUGGGAGUAAGGAGUCUGCAUCUUAUCUUGAUCAUCUAGCUGCUAGUGCAAAAUUAGCACACUCUCCACUCUCUCUGUCCCCACUCAGCCCUAAAUGCAUGAACAGAACCAAAGUCACAGGAGCUCAAUACCAUACAAUGAGAGAUAUUGAACAUCAUUUUCUAGAUUCAAGGGAAAGGGAAGGACCUAAAGGAAUUAGAAUGCUGAGUGUGUUAGAAGAAACUAACGUAUUACAUGAUGAAUACAAUGCCAUGACCCCUAAAAGAGGUUCAUGUAGAAGAUACCAAAACUGGGGUCCUGAAUCCAUCCCUACGUCUCCCAGGGUUGGUUAUGGCCGCAGUUUGAGUCUCCCAGUUAGACGGUCACUAGUUGGCUCCUUUGAGGAGUCCCUUCUAUCUGGCCGACUUUCUUAUGGAAAAGACAAUCAGAUAAUUGAUGGAUUCUUAGCUGUCCUAAAUGUUACCGGUGGCAGCUUCUCUCCUCCGACUCAAAAACUUCCAUUUGCAGUAACAAGCAUUGAUGAAGAUAGCUCCUUGUUGUACUAUUCUUCUAUUGAUCUUGCUGGGAGGUUGCCUGCAACUAACAGUAGAAGUCCAAAACUCGAAAGAAGCUUUAGCUUUAAUGAUUCACGAUCAGCCAAAAGUCGCUUAAGGAUCCCUGCUAAGGGCAGGAUACAACUGGUCGUGAGUAAUCCGGAGAAGACUCCACUUCAUACUUUCUUCUGCAACUACGACUUGACAGACAUGCCUUCAGGGACCAAGACUUUCAUGCGGCAAAAGGUCACUCUGUCCCCCACUCCUCCCCCCUCUAAUCCAACAAAAGAAGGAAGUAAUGCCAGUGAUAUUAAUGUUGGCCCCAAGGCUGAGUCUGUCUCGUGUGGAAGAGAAGUUACAGAACGGAAAAGUUCAGAAUGUAAUGGCUCAUCUGAUGGAUCAGAGGAGAGAGAUGCAGAUACAAAAUAUUGUUCAUUGGACAGUAACAUGAUGGAAUCAAAUAAAUGUAGCUCUCCUGUGAAUAAGAAAAAUAACACCGAUUCCGAUGAUUGUUGCUGUCAGAUGGAUAAUUUAGGUGGAAAGAAUUCUUGCUGCGCAUCUUCUAGGAUUAACGAUAGCUCAGGCGUAGGUGUGAUUCGCUAUGCUCUUCAUCUGCGCUUUCUAUGCCCUUCUUCCAGGAAAUCCUCAAAAUCAAUGGUACGAUGCAAAUCCGAUCCAUCAUCGGUGCCAUACAGCAGUAAUGCAGCUAAAGAUGAAGAGCGAAGAUUCUAUCUAUACAAUGAUCUUAGAGUUGUAUUUCCUCAAAGGCACUCAGAUGCAGAUGAAGGCGAGCUGCGGGUGGAACAUGACUUCCCUGCUGAUCCCAAGUACUUCGAUAUAAGCAACUGACAUCUGCCUGCUUCCGCUUGGGCACCCAGCUCAUGUCAUUUGUAUAUAGCAUGCGCUUCUUGCGCAUAACCAAAAAAAUGUAAAUAUUUUAUCCUCAACUUUUCAUCAGCCCCAUGUGUUUAUCAGUCAUAACCAACUGUACAGUUUCAAUCUUCAAAUAAAAUGCAUCUUUUAGUUCCCA